Molecule: messenger RNA, 1783 nt
Organism: Prorocentrum cordatum
Lineage: Eukaryota; Dinophyceae; Prorocentrales; Prorocentraceae
Source: the annotation of a GenBank genome assembly
AUGGCGGCCCUGUGCCGAGCGGCUCUCCGGCGCUCCCUGCGGCGCCCCGCGCCCCGGGGGGCGCUGGCCGGGCACCGCGCGGGGCGGGGCUUCGCGGCGGGCCAGCCGAUCAAGUGCACGGCCGCCGUGGCGCGGGCGGCCAAGAAGAACUACUGGGAGGACGCCCUGGUGCUGGAGGAGGUCACCGUUGCGCCUCCCCAGGCGGGCGAGGUGCGGGUGAAGAUCACGCACGCCGCCCUCUGCCACACGGACGCCUUCACCCUCUGCGGCGACGACCCCGAGGGCAAGUUCCCGUCCAUCCUGGGGCACGAGGCCGCCGGCAUCGUGGAGAGCGUGGGCGAGGGCGUCACGGAGUUCGAGCCCGGGGACCACGUGGUGCCGUGCUACCAGGCGUACUGUGGGAAGUGCGAGUUCUGCUUGAGGCCGAGGAUCAACCUCUGCACCAGCGUGCGGGCUUUCACAGGCGCGGGCGUCAUGAAGGCCGACUCGAAGCCCAGAUUUACCGACAGCAAGGGGGACCCGAUCUACCACUUUAUGGGCACGAGCACCUUCGCAGAGUACACCGUGCUGCACCAGGAGUCCGUGGCCAAGAUCACGAAGGCGGCGCCGCUGGAAAAGGUGUGUCUCCUUGGGUGCGGCAUCUCCACCGGCUGGGGCGCGGUCUGGAACACUGCCGAGUUCGAAAAGGGCAGCACCGCGGCUGUGUUCGGCCUCGGUGCCGUUGGCCUGUCUGUGAUUGAGGGUUGUAAGAUUGCUGGCGCGUCCAGAAUCAUCGCAGUAGAUCUGCUGGACAAGAAGCUCGAGGUCGCCAAGAAGUGGGGCGCGACGGACUUCGUCAACCCCUCCAAGUUGGACAAGCCGGUGCAGCAGGCCAUCGUGGACAUGACAGGCUUUGGCGUGGAUUACUCCUUCGACUGCACCGGCAACGUCGAGGUGAUGCGCGCUGCGCUGGAGUGCUCCCACCGCGGCUGGGGCAAGAGCGUGGUGAUCGGGGUGGCCGCUGCGGGCAAGGAGAUCUCUACUCGGCCCUUCCAGUUGAUCACUGGGAGGCCAGGAGAUUGCUAAUGGGGGACCGAUUUUGAGUGAACUUGCCGUCGCCCCCGCCCCCUGCCCUCCUGACGGAUUCUCUCCGGGCUCAUCCAGCUCAGACGCCCCAGCCACCUCCAAAGCGGGGUUCACGGCAAAGCGGUCCAAGCUGUUUGGAGGCAGCGUCACACGUCGGAGUCAAGCGGAGUCUGGUCGAGGAGCCAAUGGAGACCCCUCGCUCCGCAAGCGGAGACGGAGGCUGUGAGACUCUACGGCAGCAAAGCGCGCAAGCAAGAGUGAAUUGGCGAAUCGGGCCAACAUUACAAUGAAUAUACCAUGCAACAUGCGUUCCAACUCAUCUAAAUGAGAGCGGAAUGCUCUAGCCGCUGCUAGGGGGAACGUUCCUGGUUGCUGACAGCAUUGGUCAAAUUCGUGGCGUGCUCCAGUCCGACAAAGAACGAAUCGAGGGCAUCUGUUCAUCUCCGACGCGCCCGGCCUCGGCGUCGAAGUCCGGGCGGGCGCCAGUGCAAAAUUUGCGCUGGUCAUCUUUGCGGGUCGCCUGUGAUAAUACGUUCCACAAGACGCCACAUUGAGCGGUCCAUCGCAACGCGAUGCGCACCUUUUUGCCUUCAGCGUCGCCCCGUUUCCUCCCAAUGUUUGCCGGGAAGCUGGUUGAAACCAACUUAAUGUGUGGUAGAGCAUCUUCAAUCGCGUCGAUGUAAGUCGUGACCGAUGAUGGAGUCCGUUGCAGGCGGCC